This is a messenger RNA of Apus apus (common swift), 1462 nucleotides long. It is a transcript of the gene PAFAH2, whose product is annotated as platelet activating factor acetylhydrolase 2. The transcript is spliced from 11 exons. Gene Ontology annotation, molecular function: 1-alkyl-2-acetylglycerophosphocholine esterase activity. NCBI's taxonomy places the organism in Eukaryota, Metazoa, Chordata, Aves, Apodiformes, Apodidae. The coding region runs from base 82 to 1245 and encodes 387 amino acids. The record is from RefSeq and is a predicted model, not a curated record.
GUGGCACUGGCAGCUGCAGUGCAGGGCGCACUGGUGUGUGCUGGGAGCUGUGACCCGGUCAACUGGCUCAGCUGUGGCAGCAUGGGGGGGACGCAGUCGCUGGCACUGCCCCAGGGGAGGGGACCUCACCAGGUGGGCUGCACAGAUGUCAUGGUGGGCCACACGCAGCAGGGGCUCUUCCUCCGGCUCUUCUACCCCUGCCUGCCCCGGGCAGGGGCUGAGCAGCCUCUCUGGAUCCCACGCUACCAGUACUGCUCCGGGCUGGCCGACGUUGCCCAGCGCAGCCGGCACUGGUGCGCGCCCCUGCUCAGCGUCGCCAUCGGGGGGUUUCUCUUCCCUGCAGGCUCCUGCCGAGUCCCAGUGAGCUGGAAUGGGCCUUUCAAGCCCUGCAGCAGCGGGUACCCACUGAUCAUCUUCUCCCAUGGCCUGGGAGCCUUUCGGACCCUCUACUCCUCAAUCUGCUCAGAGCUGGUGUCCUGGGGCUUCGUGGUGGCAGCGCUGGAGCACAGGGACCACUCUGCCUCCGCGACCUAUUUCUGCACGGCAGAGGCUGGGAGAGAGGAGUGGAUCCCCUACCAGCGGGUGCCCCAGGGACAGAAGGAGUUUUAUUUCCGAAAAAAGCAGGUGCAUCAGAGAGCUGAGGAAUGUGUGCGAGCGCUCCGGCUCUUCCAGGACAUCAACAGUGGUAAAUCUGUCCCCAAUGUCCUUCACCAGGACUUCGAGCUCUCCGUGCUGAAGGGCAGUGUUGAUCUGAGCAAAGUCGCUGUCAUGGGCCAUUCCUUUGGGGGGGUGACAGCAGUGCUGGCCUUGGUGAAAGAGCCCAGCUUCAGGUGCGCGGUGGCUCUCGACGCCUGGAUGUUCCCCCUGGAGAAUUCACUGUACCCAGAAGUGCCCAAGCCCGUGCUCUUCAUCAACACGGAGGAAUUCCAGACGCCAGAAAGUGUUGCCAAAAUGAAGAGGCUGAGCUCCAGAAACAGCCAGACAAAGAUUAUAACCAUCCUGGGGUCCGUUCAUCACAGCCAGACAGACUUCACCUUUCUCACUGGGAAGCUCAUCAGCCGUGUCUUCAGAGCAAGAGGAACCCUCGACCCCUACAAGGGUCUGGACAUCACCAGCCGGGCGGCUCUGGCCUUCCUGCAGCGGCACCUCGACCUGGAAGAGGAGUUCAAUCAAUGGGACAACCUCCUGGAAGGCAUCGGAGACUCGGUCGUUCCAGAAGCACCGUUCUGCCGCUCCAACCUGUAGCCUGCUCCCAGCUCUCUGGUGGGAGAUGGAUACGGGGAAUGCAGCUGCUUCUGGUCUGAAAUGAGCCAAGGAGGGCAGGAUGACCCAUGGGGAGAGCAGAAUCAUAGCAGGUCCACCACUGCAGGAUGUCUGGGAUGCUCAGUGGCAGUGCCAGGAGAGCCCAUCCUGCCUGUUGUGGGGGCUGUGGGGCUAAGGGAAUAAAAUCCCUGGGGACCAA